CAAGCUAAGGGAUCAUAUUUUACUCAUUUCAAUUUUCAACCAACAAAACAUGAGUCUAAAAUAGUCAGGCAAUCAACCGGGGGAAAUGGCCUUUCCCUCUUCUUCUUUCCCGACCUGCCAUGGCUGCACCUCGCCCUCCGCCACUUCCUCUUAUUUUCCUUCCUUACCGACUACCUACCUCCGCUGCCGCCACGGUGUCACCAAAAACCACCUCCCCUUUUCUUCUACUUCUACAUCUAAACCACUACUAUCAAUCUCACUACCACACCCAUCUCUCCCCUUCACCACCCUCAAAAUUUCCUCAAAUCACAUCCGCAUCUCCUUCAAAACCCGAGCUUCUGAUUCCGAAACCCAAUUCGACACCCUCUCUUCACCAACAUCAUCUGAAAUCGAUUGUGUUGGAACCGGAACCGAUGUGGAAUGCGUUUUUCCCUCAGAGGGAAAGGGCGAUUAUGAAAUUACCGAACCAGUAACAGCUUCGUUAACUGACGUAGUAUUGGAAUGGGCGUUACUGGUGUCGCCGUUUUUCUUCUGGGGUACGGCUAUGGUGGCGAUGAAGGAAGUUUUGCCCAAAACCGGACCCCUUUUCAUCUCCUCCUUCCGAUUGAUUCCUUCUGGAUUUUUAUUGGUUGCUUUCGCUGCUUCUCGUGGCCGGAAAAUGCCAUCGGGACUAAAUGCUUGGCUGUCUAUUGCACUAUUCUCCCUUGUUGAUGCUACUUGUUUUCAGGGAUUUUUAGCAAAAGGAUUGGAAAAAACAUCAGCAGGCCUUGGCAGUGUUAUAAUUGAUUCACAGCCUUUGACAGUUUCUAUUCUUGCUUCCUUUUUAUUCGGUGAAACUAUCGGCUUAGUUGGAAUUGCAGGUCUAAUCCUCGGUGUUGUAGGCCUUGCACUUCUUGAGAUACCAGCAAUUUCAUUUAAUGAAAAUAAUUUUUCGUUAUGGGGGAGCGGGGAAUGGUGGAUGCUUCUAGCGGCUCAAAGCAUGGCGGUGGGUACGGUUAUGGUCCGGUGGGUUUCCAAAUAUUCGGAUCCGGUUAUGGCAACCGGGUGGCACUUGGUUCUAGGUGGGAUUCCAUUGGCGGUGUUGUCGAUUCUUGCUCAUGAUCCCGCCGUCAGCGGAGGACUGAACGAGCUCACAACAAAUGACGUUUUUGCCCUUUUGUAUACUUCCGUGUUUGGUAGUGCUAUUAGCUAUGGUGUAUACUUCUACAAUGCUACAAGAGGUAGCUUGACAAAGCUUAGCUCCCUUACCUUUCUAACUCCAAUGUUUGCUUCGGUUUUUGGUUUCCUUUAUCUUGGCGAGACUUUCUCCCCAAUUCAACUCACGGGAGCGGUUGUUACAGUUGGUGCCAUAUACAUGGUCAACUACAAAAAUGUUGUCAAAUGAACCGAAUUAUUAUAUCAAAUAUAUAGCGCGAUUUAGAGGGCUCUUAAUAGAGUUCCAAACAAGGUAUAUAUGAUCACACUUCAAGCAAAUCUUGCUUAAAGGAAUGGAAUUUUCCAUGAUAGUUUUAUGUGCUCAUUAAGCACAUUGAAACAAUACUUGUAGAUAUACAUUUCGAUGUAAUGUCAACUAUUUAGCACUA
Molecule: messenger RNA, 1583 nt
Organism: Lactuca sativa (garden lettuce)
Lineage: Eukaryota; Viridiplantae; Streptophyta; Magnoliopsida; Asterales; Asteraceae
Product: nodulin MtN21 /EamA-like transporter family protein
Cellular component (GO): membrane; chloroplast
Source: RefSeq, a predicted model, not a curated record